AUACAUAAAGGUGGUACAUCGCGGUUGCGACACAGUCUUCGCACGGACAUCAUUCGUUGUUGUUGUUCCGAGUGACAUUGGCACGAUGAUCGCGUACAGAAUAGUGUUUUUGGUUGCGGCAUUUUGCAACGUAAACGGCGAAGACGCGUAUUUGCCGUCGUACAUCAAACAAUGCGGCUACAACGACCCCGACUUCGCGUCUUGCGUGCAGCAGCAGGUGGUGCUGUCGCUCCCGCAGUUCACUAAGGGCAUCCCGGAGCUUGGGGUGCCUUCGAUAGACCCCAUCAACCUGGACGACAUCAUCAUAGACGGCAACGGGCUGAAGCUGUCCUUGAGAAAGGCGCAGAUGCAUGGCCUUAGCACCGUCCACGUAACUGAUCUCAAAGUAAACUUAAAAGACGAGAGUUUUAACCUGACAUUUGUUGCUAAUAUGAGUGUCUCAGGCGUAUACAACAUCGAUGGGCGCAUCCUCGUGUUGCCCAUUAAGGGAGAUGGGGAUUGUUUGAUAUUAGCCGAUAACACUGAAGUAGAAAUAAGCAGCAAAUUGACUUUUGUAAAGGGCAAGAACGGGGAACACUUGAAACUAGUCACCCCGAACUACAAGUACCAGAUAGAGAAGACCACCUUCCAGUUCGAGAACCUGUUUAACGGCAACAAGGAAUUAUCGGACUCCAUGCAUCAGUUUGCGAACGCGAACUGGAAACAGCUUAUGGACGACCUCGCCCCGCCGGUCAUCAAGCAAAUCGUGCGCACGGGCGUCAAGGCCAUCAACAAAUUCUUCAACAAAGUCACCGCUCAACAACUCAUUAAUGAUUAUCCGCAUAAUUAAUUUAUUAUUAGGUAUAAAAAGGAGGAUCCGUCAGAUCUUUCAAAGUUCAAAGCGUUUUUGUUUCGUCUUCGCAGUGUCUACAUUUGUUGAGGGCGUCAGGAACCUGGCGCUUGCACAGAGCGGGCGUAUCUACGCACGCGGUUGCUAUUGUAGUAGACCGCGAGCCAGGAACAGAUUUCCAUGACCAAUCGCCUCCCGGGCGAUAACUCGUAUAGUGGUUAACGGCUAUGAUGAACCCUCGUGGACGUCAGCUGCCGCUCCGUUGGUGGGUUGAGCGAUGGCAGCCACCGAAAUACGUAAAAAAAAUUGUCAUUGCCUCCCGUGUGAUACUUUGUCAAAUGAUAGUUUAGAUGCUAUUGUGAAUAAAAAAAAUCGUCUGCCGGUUGUAUCGCGGUGGAAACUACGUCAGCUGGUGACCUGGACAUGUAAAAAAAUCUUAUAAUAGUAAUACUACACUUAUGAAACUUUGAUUGUAGCAUUUCAUCAGGGUUUCAAUAGUUUCAAUUAUCGGAUUACGCAUUAAUACUUUGCGGAUAUAAAAUGGUAGGGUGCGUAUUUUUUACAAGUUCAUGUGGACAGAUGACGGUUUUUCCACCGCGAUACAACCGGCUGACGGUAUUUUAAAAAUAGCAUUAAACUAUCAUGACAGAAUAUCAAUCGUGAGGGGGUGACUGAAAAAAAUUUUUUUUUACUUGUUCAUGUCAUCAACAGUCUUUCCACCGCGAUACAACCGGCUGUCAUUUUUUUUAAUUCACAAUAGCAUCUAAACAAACAAACACAAAGUAUCAGCCGGGAGGCGAUGACUGACGAUAUAUGUUCCUGGCCCGCGGUCUAUUGGUAAAACUUCACACCUAUACUCUGAUUUGUAAUUAGAUUCCAAAAAACUAACCUCACUUUUUCUCUUUUGCGUAUGUUUUAAGAAACUAAACAAAGCUAAAAGGAUACAUCUAUAUUUAUUUUAAAUGCUAGAGUAUGCAAAAGGGAAAUUUGAGUUUACUUCAUUACAUAUUUUCCAUUAUUACGAAAGAAAAAGGAUCUGAGUGAGGUUAGUUUUUUGGAAUCUAAUUACAAAUCAGAGUAUAUAAAUCGUUUUUUAAGGAUUCAGGAAGGUUGUAUUUGUUUCAAAAAUAUAAAUAAUAAGUAGGUAUAGUUUGUCAAAGGACUGUCUCAUUUAUUUCAAACAUAGACAAAGAGAAUCAUACUAUAUUUGUCUUACUGUCUGUGUGGGUAGUACUAGCACCCAAAAGAAAAGGAUGAGUAUAGUUUUUUUUGUUCUUAUUAACUGACAAGAUUUGCUAUACCAACUAUACUUAUUAUAUUAUUAAUUACAAAAAUAUUCUUUUUUUUAUGUACAUAAACCUAAAAAGCCUGGAGACUAUAUUAAAAAGUAGGCGAGCUGACCGUGACGUCACUAUACUCGUAUUCAUAUAAAAUCCAUAUUAGGCCUGCAUAUACCUAUAUAUAAUAUCUGUUAAAAAUAAUAUCCCGCACACAUAUCAAUGUGAUUCAGUAAGAUUGCGGACUGAAAAUCAGCGCUGUGCGGUCAAUUCCUAAUGAAGUGGCUGGCGCAGCAUAUGCGAAGCCCGUUCCUUUUGUCGCGCAUGCCAAUUUUUAACCUUAUUUGUAAAUAUAUUCCUGUAAUUUCUCUUUUGUUGUGUGACAAUAAAUGUUUUCUUAUUCUUA
This is a messenger RNA of Cydia strobilella, 2512 nucleotides long. RefSeq names its product circadian clock-controlled protein daywake-like. The coding region runs from base 86 to 829 and encodes 247 amino acids. The transcript is spliced from 5 exons. The record is from RefSeq and is a predicted model, not a curated record. Lineage: Eukaryota; Metazoa; Arthropoda; Insecta; Lepidoptera; Tortricidae.